Camelus dromedarius (Arabian camel) is the source of this 2373-nucleotide messenger RNA. RefSeq names its product transcription factor AP-4 (gene TFAP4). The record is from RefSeq and is a predicted model, not a curated record. Gene Ontology annotation, molecular function: protein dimerization activity; RNA polymerase II cis-regulatory region sequence-specific DNA binding; DNA-binding transcription factor activity, RNA polymerase II-specific. Gene Ontology annotation, cellular component: nucleus. Bases 526 to 1515 code for a protein of 329 amino acids. The transcript has 7 exons. Lineage: Eukaryota; Metazoa; Chordata; Mammalia; Artiodactyla; Camelidae. Gene Ontology annotation, biological process: regulation of transcription by RNA polymerase II.
GAGUUGUAGGCGCGCCGGGGCCACGCUCUCCCCGCACAAAGCUCGGCCCCCGCUGGCUGGAUGGGCGAGGCAGGCCGGGUUGCGGGGGCUUUUGGAGAAUCGGGGCCCCAUAGGCCACCUCUAGCCUCACCAGGCGGCUGUCCGCCGCACCUGGGUCUCCGCAGUAAACUUUCCUGUCUUUCACCCCUCCCCCCAGCCGUAAACCGAAAGCGUCGGUUGUCCAGCGGGGUGGGUGGGUGGUCUGAGGAUCGUGGCCCUCUCCAGGAGCCACUUUUUAAGUUUGGCCCGGGUUGCUCCAGACCUACCCUUUACUGAAGAGUGAUGGGUUAGCGCACCACCCACACCCGAACAGACCUGGGUACUUGCUAAAAUGCACAUGCCGGCAAUACCGAUCGCUAGGAGAAGGGCCUGGACAUCUGCAUAUUGAACAUACACCGCGGGACGGCGGUGCUGCGUGGGGUGUUCUCUGCGUGUCCAAGUUUGGGAUCUGUGGCCUCUCCCCUACCGUGCUGCUCUAGGAACGAAAUGGCUCCCCAGAGCUGCGGCCACGUGCUCUACCGCCCUGGGCAGGCAAGGCGGGGAUUGAGCCUUGCCAACAUUCCACUGACGCCUGAGACUCAGCGGGACCAGGAGCGGCGGAUUCGGCGGGAGAUCGCCAACAGCAACGAGCGGAGGCGCAUGCAGAGCAUCAAUGCGGGCUUCCAGUCCCUUAAGACCCUCAUCCCACACACAGAUGGAGAGAAGCUCAGCAAGGCAGCCAUUCUCCAGCAGACAGCGGAAUACAUCUUCUCCCUGGAACAGGAGAAGACCAGGCUCCUGCAGCAGAAUACACAGCUCAAGCGCUUUAUCCAGGAGCUGAGCGGCUCAUCCCCCAAGCGGCGGCGGGCAGAGGACAAGGAUGAGGGCAUUGGCUCGCCAGACAUCUGGGAGGACGAGAAGGCAGAGGACCUGCGGCGGGAGAUGAUCGAGCUCCGGCAGCAGCUGGACAAGGAGCGCUCGGUGCGCAUGAUGCUGGAGGAGCAGGUGCGCUCGCUGGAGGCCCAUAUGUACCCGGAAAAGCUCAAGGUGAUCGCACAGCAGGUGCAGCUGCAGCAGCAGCAGGAGCAGGUGCGGCUGCUGCACCAGGAGAAGCUGGAGCGGGAGCAGCAGCACCUGCGGACCCAGCUCCUGCCUACUCCGGCCCCCACCCACCACCCCACGGUGAUCGUGCCGGCACCGGCGCCCCCACCCUCCCACCACAUCAACGUCGUCACCAUGGGCCCCUCCUCGGUCAUCAACUCUGUUUCCACAUCCCGGCAAAAUCUGGACACCAUCGUGCAGGCGAUCCAGCACAUCGAGGGCACCCAGGAAAGGCAGGAGCAGGAGGAGGAACAGCGGCGAGCGGUCAUUGUGAAGCCGGUCCGCAGCUGCCCCGAGGCCCACGCCUCCGACACCGCCUCCGAUUCAGAGGCCUCGGACAGCGACGCCAUGGACCAGAGCCGGGAGGAGCCGGCGGGGAACGGGGGGCUUCCCUGACUACCCCCCAGCCCUCCUCUCCCUUCUGGGGGCUGGAGGGGGCGGGUAGCAACUGGGAGAGACGAGGGUGAACGAAUGAGGAAUUUUUACAAAAUUACGGCAUCAUUUGGGUCUCUUUUAUGACCUCUUUUUCAAUACUGUAAAUCGACCUUUGAGCAAAGCCACCCAACCCGAGGUCCGGGCUGGGGUGGCAGGAGCACGUGGGAGCACCGGGACACCUGGGGCUGGGCCUCGGCCCCGGAGGCUGGGGAAGCGGACACUGAGGUGCCUGGCCUCUCCGCCAAAAAGCAUUUUUUUCAUUGAACCAUGUUUUUAAGAACAGGGAAAAAAAUCAAACAAAACCCCAAUGUAUUUCUGCCCUCCCCAGAGCCAGCCCUACAACGGUCAGUUUUUAACUCCCCCUUCCCUCCUCUUUUUGGUGUUCUUCCUCCUUUAAGCACUUACAUGGGUUGGGGGUCCAGCUGGGGUCAGGGCUCUCCGAGGAGGGUCCGGGGGUCUAAGUUGCUUCUCGGUUGGGGUUUGCUGCUGCCCUUCUUCCCUCCCCUCCCCGACUUGUCUCAGCACUAGGAACCACCACUCUCCACCACCUCCGGGCCCUCACCUCUCCCUCCAGGUUUCCCAUCUUACACCCCAGAAAAGUCAUUGUCUCUCUCUUUUUGUUUUGUUUGUUGUUGGUUCUUUUUUGGUUUUGGUUUUUUUUUUUUUUGGGUUUUUGUUGUUUUGUUUUUUACAAUUUUGAGGUCUUUUUUUGUGUUCAAGGAGAAGCUAUUAUAUUUUGUUAAGAAAGUGGGGGGUAAAAACCAAGAGGCCACCGUGCCUUUAUAAAGAAACAAAAUAAAGUUUGUACUUUGUUUUUUA